AUGGAUCGCCGGACAAUUACCACGAGAAAAAGCUUGAAGCGAAAAUUGGAGCAAGAUUUCGAACACGAAAAUCUAGAUCGCCGCAAGAUUCCAGCCACCGAUAGCUAUGAGAGUCACCAAAAACUAACGCGUCUUAUUCAAUCGCAAGUUGAUAUCCUCAAUUGUACCUUUUCUUCUCUCGAAGCCGAUCGCGCCGCCGCCAAGCGCGCCACUAGCGCCCUCUCUCAAUCUGCCAAGAACGAGGAAAUAGUGGAUAUUAUCGUGGAUUGUGGUGCGGUGCCUGCGUUGGUGAUGCACCUUCAAACACCACCGCCUUUGCGAGGUGAAAAUGGUCCAAAACUGUAUGAACAUGAAGUGGAGAAAGGAAGCGCUUUCGCUCUUGGACUUCUUGCUGUAAAACCGGAGCAUCAACAAAUAAUAGUAGAUGCUGGAGCUUUGACCCAUCUCGUGGAAUUGUUGAAGAGACAUAAGAGUGCUGAUAACUCUCGAGCAGUCAAUGGUGUUGUUAGGAGAGCAGCUGAUGCAAUCACUAAUCUUGCUCAUGAGAAUAGUGGCAUUAAAACACGUGUCAGGAUUGAAGGUGCCAUCCCCUCUCUUGUUGAAUUGCUUGAGCAUGCUGAUAUUAAGGUACAGAGAGCAGCUGCAGGUGCCUUGCGGACCCUUGCGUUUAAAAAUGACGAGAACAAAAAUCAGGUAGAGGGGAUUCCUGCUACAUUCAUCCACAUGGUUGGUGUGAUUGGAAAUCUGGUUCACUCUUCCCCACACAUAAAGAAAGCAGUUCUUCUUGCUGGAGCUUUACAACCUGUAAUUGGAUUGCUAAGUUCUUCCUGUUCAGAAAGCCAAAGAGAAGCAGCUUUGUUAUUGGGUCAGUUUGCAGCUGCUGAUUCAGAUUGCAAGGUGCACAUUGUUCAGAGAGGAGCUGUAAAGCCAUUGAUUGACAUGCUUGAGUCCUCAGAUGUGCAGCUCAAAGAAAUGUCAGCGUUUGCACUCGGGAGGUUGGCACAGGAAACACACAACCAAGCUGGCAUUGCCCAUAAUGGUGGUAUCAUUCCAUUACUUAGGCUACUUGAUUCAAAAAGCGGACCACUCCAACAUAAUGCUGCAUUUACCCUAUAUGGUCUUGUGGAUAAUGAGGAUAAUGUUGCAGAUCUUAUCAAGGUUGGGGGUUUCCAGGAACUCCAAGAUGGAGAAUUCAUUGUACAACAAACGAAGGAUUGUGUUGCCAAAACAAUGAAAAGGCUAGAGGAGAAGAUUCGUGGACGAGCAUUGAACCAUCUCUUAUAUUUGAUGCGGGUUGCAGAAAGGAAUAUUCAAAGGCGAGUUGCUUUGGCUCUUGCUCAUCUUUGUGCUCCUGAUGACCGAAAAGCAAUUUUUCUUGAUAAAAACGGAUUAGAUUUGCUGUUGGGGCUUCUUGAGUCUGGAAACUUGAAGCAGCAAUGUGAUGGUUCAGUGGCCCUGUACAAGUUGGCUACCAAAGUCACUUCAGUCUCUCCUGUGGAUGCAGCUCCUCUAUCUCCAACCCCACAGGCAAUCAGGCCAUGCUGGGCACAGGUGUACUUGGGUGAGCAAUACGUUAACAACCCUACUUUGGCUGAUGUGACAUUCUUAGUUGAAGGAUCAGUGGAAGUCAAUAUAGAUAUUGCUCAGGAUCUGCUUAGAGCUGCUGACCAAUAUCUUUUAGAUGGUCUCAAGCGUCUCUGUGAAUGUACCAUCGCACAGGAUAUUACUGUGGAAAAUGUCUCUCUCAUGUAUGAGUUGUCAGAGGGAUUCAAUGCUAUGUCAUUAAGGGACGCAUGCAUUCUGUUCAUAUUGGAGCAAUUUGACAAAUUAUGCACCAAGCCAUGGUCAUCUAGCUUGAUCCAGCGCAUCAUGCCUGAGAUACGCAAUUACUUUGAGAAAGCACUUAGCAAGCCUACCAAGCUAAUUUUAGAUUGA
This is a messenger RNA of Dovyalis caffra, 1935 nucleotides long. The record is from the annotation of a GenBank genome assembly. NCBI's taxonomy places the organism in Eukaryota, Viridiplantae, Streptophyta, Magnoliopsida, Malpighiales, Salicaceae.